This is a messenger RNA of Diuraphis noxia (Russian wheat aphid), 546 nucleotides long. RefSeq lists its product as uncharacterized. Lineage: Eukaryota; Metazoa; Arthropoda; Insecta; Hemiptera; Aphididae. The record is from RefSeq and is a predicted model, not a curated record.
AUGUAUGAUUUACGUCGAAAAGAUUUCCCGACAUUUCCACAGUCUUUAAAUAGUGCUGUCAUACAACUUAAAGAAAUGCAAAACGAAGAUCGCUUUAUGUUUAAAAAUGAAAAGUUUAUUCAUGUUCCUGAAAAUCAAAACUUUAUUUAUGGCACAUUUGAAUACGCUCCUAAGUAUUUUUUACAACUCUAUACAAUCCAUGGAUUUAAAAAUGGAUUUUAUAUACCACUUGUAUACUUCUUUUUACCCGAUAAAUGUGAAGAAACUUACAUUCAAAUGUGGACAUUUUUAAAAAACAUAUGUUUUGAAUAUUUGUCCACCAGACUAUGUAUCCUCACAUUACAUGUGGAUUUUGAAAAAGCUGCACAUGAAGCCGCGAAGACCAUGUUUUCUKGAAUAGYUAUCAUUGGGUGUAGAUUCCAUUUAGGUCAGGCAUGGUGGCGUAAGAUACAAGAACAUAAUAGUUUAAGAACUUCAUAUUUGAUGGAUGGAGACGAAUUAGGCAUUUGGCUAAAAUCUUUUUUUGGACUACCAUUUCUCCAUUAG